GAAAAUAGCUUCACGCAUCAUACGCUGGAGAAUAUUUCAGCUGCAGGUUCGCAGACUCUGUUGUCAACUAUCCUUGCAGACGUCGUCGACGCGUGGGGAAAUACUACAACCUGCAGGCUGCUCUUGGACACUGGGUCCACAAUCACCUUGGCGUCGGAAUCAUUUGUCCAGCGAAUAGGCGUACGUCGAACGCACGCCCGGAUUUCUGUACUCGGUCUCGCAGCCAACAGCGCUGGCGUUACCCGAGGACGCGCACAUAUCAAGCUGCGCUCUCGCCAUUCGGACCAAACGGUCGAACUGGUCUCGUUUAUUCUCAAUUCGCUGACAUCAUCACUUCCGGCCCAGGCUAUUGACACCUCAUCUUCUACGUGGAAGCAAAUCUGCGAGCUUCCUUUGGCAGAUCCCACAUUCUGCACGCCUGGAUCCAUCGAUGUCAUCGUUGGAUCAGAUCAACUCUGGUCUCUGUAUACUGGAGAACAAAAAUGCUUUGGUAACGACGCUCCUAUCCCUCUGAAUACUGUUUUUGGUUGGAUUAUUGCAGGCUCUUACAAUGCAUGCGAUGAUCACCAGACUUUAGCCGUUACUCAUCACGCGGACCUAGACACGAUGGUUCGUUCUUUCAUGGAGAUGGAUAAUAUACAGCCUAGCCAGGCUCUUUUGGACGACAACGAUCCCACAGAGCGUCAUUUUGCUGCCACCCACACGCGCUUGGAGAACGGGGUUUACGUCGUCGAGUACCCCUUCAAGGAGAAUGCGCCGCCUGUUGAUUCAACUUUACCGCAGGCCAUCAAUCGCUUCCACUCGCUGGAACGCAAGUUUCGUCGAUCUCCAGACUUGAAGCAGCAGUACGAAGCAUUUCUGGACGACUACUUGCGACGUGGUCAUAUGGAACAGCUGACAUCGGCUCAAAUGGAUGAGUCCCCAGAAAUCUGCUUCUAUCUGCCGCACCACGCUGUCAUCAAACUGGACAGUUUGACUACGAAGUGUCGCGUAGUUUUCGAUGGAUCGGGAAAAGACAGCUCUGGAGUGUCUCUCAAUGAUCGACUUCAAAUUAGCCCGCCCAUUCAACGCGAUCUUCUCGGCGUUUGUUUACGUUUCCGGCAGCACCCCUAUGUUUUCUGCGCGGAUAUCGAGAAGAUGUUCCGAGGAAUUCUAGUCUUCAAGCCGCACACCAAUUUUCAGCGCAUUGUUUGGCGCAAGAACGAGAAUGAACCACUGCUUCAUUUUCGCCUGUUGACGGUCACCUACGGAUUGGCGCCGUCCCCAUUUCUGGCUGUUCGAGUUCUCAAGCAACUAGCUGAGGAUCACCGCCACGAGUUCCCCGCUGCUGCGCACGCGCUUCUACACGACGCUUAUGUAGAUGAUAUCCCAACAGGGUGCAACUCAUUCGACGAGCUCAUGAUUCUCAAAAACGAGCUGAUUCAACUGUUGGAUAAGGCGCAAUUCAAACUACGGAAAUGGAGUUCCAACAGUUGGCGUCUUCAAAAGUCAUUGCCAGAAGAGGACCGCUGUUAUGAGCCUAUCCAGCUCCUCAACAAAUCAGCUGCGGAUUCACCAAUCAAAAUUCUUGGCAUCCAAUGGAGUCCCGGAAAGGACGUCAUCACGAGCUGCUGGACAGAUUCAGAAAUUGUGCUAAUCAGCUUUCAGUUCCCCCACGAAACUGGAACACAUACGUCUGCAACCGAACGGCUGAGAUCCUGA
Molecule: messenger RNA, 1701 nt
Organism: Drosophila kikkawai
Lineage: Eukaryota; Metazoa; Arthropoda; Insecta; Diptera; Drosophilidae
Source: RefSeq, a predicted model, not a curated record